AUGCUUCUAAGAAAUCUCACUUCUUGGGACACCAUGAUAACAUGGCUUGCUAAAAACGGCCACAGCGAAGAUGCAAUUGAAAUAUUCAGGAGGUUCAAAAAGGUGGGAUUAAAGCCUGAUAAUCAAAUGUUUCUUGGUGUCCUCACUGCUUGUAGUGUGGUAAGAGACAUAAGAAAAGGGCUAUUGCACUUGGAGUCCAUGAUCAAGACUUACAAUCUUGCUCCAUCCAUGGAUAAUUUGCAUUGCAACAAUAAAAUCUCCUCCAGCUUUUUAGGAAACCAAAGCUCUCGUCGGUGGCCGCAGGAUUGGAAAUGGUACAUUUUUUAA
This is a messenger RNA of Lactuca virosa, 327 nucleotides long. The record is from the annotation of a GenBank genome assembly. NCBI's taxonomy places the organism in Eukaryota, Viridiplantae, Streptophyta, Magnoliopsida, Asterales, Asteraceae.